GCGUGUAACCUUGUGCUGCUGCACAGAAGUGUAGUAAGAAACUGGUGUGAACACAGACUUGACCAUUUUUAUGGUUUUUAUAGCCUCAUUUUACAGAAAUGAGUAAAUACAUUUUACCGGUGUCGGUUUUCGGAACGGUGGCGGGAUGCGCUGUGUUACUGAAACAAUAUGUGACUGGGGGCCGGUGUCCCAGUAAGGCUACCAUUCAUGGCAAGACGGUAGUGAUAACAGGUGCCAACACGGGAAUUGGAAAAGAGACAGCUGAAGCACUGGCAAAGAGAGGGGGGCGGAUCAUCAUGGGAUGCCGCGACAUGGAGAAGUGCCAGGCUGCAGCCAAGGAGAUAAGAGGGAAAACCCUUAAUUCCAACGUGGACGCCUUCCACCUGGAUCUGGCUUCCAUAAAGUCUAUCCGAGAAUUUGCAGAAAGAAUCAAACAAGAGGAGAAGCGCGUGGACAUACUGAUCAACAACGCAGGGGUCAUGAGGUGUCCGGCGUGGAAGACGGAGGACGGCUUCGAUAUGCAGUUUGGCGUCAAUCACUUGGGCCACUUCUUGUUGACAAAUCUCCUGCUGGAGAAGUUGAAAGAGUCCGCCCCCAGCAGAGUGAUCAACGUGGCCUCGCUCGCCCACAUCAUUGGAAAGAUUGACUUCGAGGACUUGAACUGGGAGAAGAAGAAGUUCGAUACCAAGCAGGCGUACUGUCAGAGCAAGCUUGCCAACGUUCUGUUCACUCGAGAACUCGCCAAGCGAUUACAAGGCAAACUCCGCUGGCUGCUGCAUUAG
Messenger RNA from Menidia menidia (Atlantic silverside), 782 nucleotides. NCBI's taxonomy places the organism in Eukaryota, Metazoa, Chordata, Actinopteri, Atheriniformes, Atherinopsidae. The record is from the annotation of a GenBank genome assembly.